Molecule: messenger RNA, 1512 nt
Organism: Orbicella faveolata
Lineage: Eukaryota; Metazoa; Cnidaria; Anthozoa; Scleractinia; Merulinidae
Cellular component (GO): cytosol
Source: RefSeq, a predicted model, not a curated record
UCCGUUGUUUGCACAUUCGUUUAUGCGCAGAGCGAUCACUACCGCUGUUGGUAGACGAAUCAAAAUGACAUCAAACACAGGAAGCUGUCACAGGGCUCGCUAUGGUGUUUUAGUUUGCGAUAACGCCGAGAAAUGGGGAGGUAUAGCGGGGCUUGGAAAACGAUUUAUUGAUGCUUUCGGAAGCAAUUCUGACUUGGAAGAGUGGCACGUGUUCGCUGCCUGUGAGGGUGAACUGCCCGCAGAAAAGGACUUGUGUACCUAUAAUGGCUUCUUCAUAUCGGGAAGCCCACGUUCCGCAAAUGAUAACAUCAAGUGGAUCAACGAUUUGAAGACAUUUAUUUCCUCUUCGGCGCUAAAUUCCUCGAAGGCUCGUGUGGUGGGUGUUUGCUUUGGCCAUCAGCUAAUUGGCGCUGCUUUAGGUGGGAAAGUAACGGCGAAUCCAUCACAGAAAUUUGUCCUGCAGAGGGAAGAAGUCAAAACAGACAAGAAUUUUCAAGGAAAUGAAGCCAUAAAAAAGAUCAUUGGAAGUGACGAACCUCUGCGUUUGCUCGAAUGUCAUGGAGAAUGUGUUGCAGCCCUCCCCGCUGGAGCUCAAAGUUUAGCUAAGUCAGCAACCUGCCAACAUGAACUGAUUCAAUUUACAGAGAAUAUAUUCGGAAUACAAGCCCAUCCAGAAUUUACUGUACAAGAUUACAAAGAGUUGUUAAUCCCCGAAUUGUUCAAUGCCGGUAAAAUCGAUGAAAACGGUAAGAGACUUUGCGAAGAGUCCAUUGAGCAACCCUUAGAUUCAUCAAAGAUGGCUGCUGCUUUGAAGAAAUUUGUCUCCAAAGAAGAUAAUUAACUGUCUACAGGAACAUCCAUCAAUGAAAAACCUUGAACUGUAUUUGCAUAUUUCUCGUUUUGUGCAAUUUAGAUGCUAUAAAGAUAAGCUUAUACCAUGUAAGGAAACUCCCACAGAGAUUUUAUGACAAGAGGUGUCGGCUAGAAAUCCUACUUAUGAGUAGUGGGUGGGAUGUGAAAUUCAAGAGAACGUCUACUUGACCAAGUUAAUUUUACCACGCUUCCUGUGACACAUUAAUAUGGAGUAAAUAAGAGUGCUGAAAACUAAUUGAAAUGACACAGGCAACACUUUUAUAUAUUUUGACAUAUAAAUUACAUUGAAGUGCUCUUAAGUUCAGAAAACAAUGCUUAUUUCAUACUGCUGUAUGCUACGUCAACCAGUAGCCCCUGGAAAAAAAGAGGCAAAUAAAAUGGGUCCAAAUCUACCAGUUACAACCCACAAACAAGACCUUUUCAACCAGCUGAAGUAAGCAUUUUUGUCAUUUCCUGAGAUGUAUGUUAAAAUAUUAUUUUUAGCAUCAUAAAAUGCCAGCCUUUCAUUGAGUUCUUAACUUCAGGUUGUGUAUGUUGAUGGUUGUUUGUUCUCACAAAUUUCAAUGCACAAAGGACUGUGUAGCUCCUCUUCUUGUCCUAAAACUCUUUCUUGUCUUUCUGAUUUUUAAGUGGAAAACA